AUGGAGAGUCAGGGGAGGAUUCUGGAGAGGUUAUGUGUCAAGUCUCAGCUCAAUACGACGAUACACCCACUCAGACCCUUUCCCCUGAAUUCACUGAUGCCUAAGAAAACAGCUAAUACAUCUUGCCUUCCUAAAGGAGAAAAAGAAAUAAGACAGAGAACGAAUCCUUUACCACCUCCUCGGUCACCCAAUCCACAGCCAAAGAAAUACCAACCCCUUCCUCCUGACACAGAGCAAAGCAAGCUGACCCUCCACCAAAGACACAUCAACCCAGAAAGCAGAAAGGGGACAAGAGCGAUCUGUUUGAAGGAUUUAAGCAAAGCACUUGGAAGAGAAGAAGAUCCAAAGAAACCGGAAUUGUCUAUCGCAACACAGCAAUCGAACUGUAAAUAUCUCCCCGUUCCCAGCUCUUCAUUCAUGGGGAAUGAGACACGCUGUCCAAUCUCAGGGCAGAAAUUAAACGCAAAUUCACGAUCACCAUCCCCAGCAAAGUGUAAACCUCUGGAACAUAAGAUAUCAUCGACCUAUGAAAAUCAAAAAAGGACAAUGUUCAGCAAUCCAAAUCAAAGGGCUCCAGCCCAGAGAAAUUGGUAUAUCGGAGAAUGUAGCCGUCAAGAAGUAGAACGAGCAUUACUCACAGAGAACAGUGAUGGGACAUUUUUAGUCAGAGACUAUUCAAAGAAGUCAGUGACGGAGCCCUACGUUUUGGCCCUACUUUAUCAAAACAAGGUUUACAAUAUCAAAAUCCAUUUUCUGGAGAGAAGCCAACAGUAUGCCCUAGGCACAGGGCUCAGAGGAGAUGAGAAAUUUGAUUCAGUGGAAGAUAUCAUUGAGCACUACAGAUAUUCUCCCAUUACACUCAUUGAUGGAAAAGAUAAAACAGGAAACAACAGAGAACAAUGCUACCUAACACAUCUGCUGCCUUUCAGAAAACAUCCUCACUUUCAUAGUUCUCAUUAG
Messenger RNA from Tachyglossus aculeatus (Australian echidna), 960 nucleotides. RefSeq names its product cytokine dependent hematopoietic cell linker (gene CLNK). Lineage: Eukaryota; Metazoa; Chordata; Mammalia; Monotremata; Tachyglossidae. The transcript is spliced from 12 exons. Gene Ontology annotation, biological process: intracellular signal transduction; cell surface receptor protein tyrosine kinase signaling pathway. The record is from RefSeq and is a predicted model, not a curated record. Bases 1 to 960 code for a protein of 319 amino acids.